Messenger RNA from Bactrocera neohumeralis, 2533 nucleotides. RefSeq names its product inositol-trisphosphate 3-kinase homolog (gene IP3K1). Gene Ontology annotation, cellular component: nucleus; cytoplasm. The coding region runs from base 622 to 2127 and encodes 501 amino acids. The transcript is spliced from 4 exons. Gene Ontology annotation, molecular function: inositol tetrakisphosphate kinase activity; inositol-1,4,5-trisphosphate 3-kinase activity. Gene Ontology annotation, biological process: inositol phosphate biosynthetic process. NCBI's taxonomy places the organism in Eukaryota, Metazoa, Arthropoda, Insecta, Diptera, Tephritidae. The record is from RefSeq and is a predicted model, not a curated record.
GACGGAAACCAGUUCACCGUGAGAUCUCGAACAAAUUGCAACGCUAGAAAAGAAUUCAAAAUAAUUCUAUUGCAAGAGCAAAAGUAAAAAAUGCAAGCGUAUGAAAAAAGCAUGACAUGAGUGACGCGCGUUAAUAAAGAGCAAGAAUUAUAACGCUUAGAAAAUUAAUUUUGCAAAAAAGUUCGGAAUCGAAGUAUGCGCAUUGUGCAUAGAUUGCAAAGAUUUACAAUAAAAUAACAGAAAAGCAACAAAUAUAAAGUGAAAACUGGCAAAACCGGUUUUUGGGUUGCUAAAGUGUACGCGACAACGGCAAUAAACGUGACUUAUUGCUGGGAACAUAUCAAAUAAAAAUUGAAAAGUGCAUAGUGAGCGCAACUACGUGAAAAGUAUUUGAAAAAAAAAAUUUACAAAAAUUAAAAAUUUUCCAAAAAAAAAUCAAAGAAGUUCACAAACAAUUGUGCAAACUCAGAAAACACUGAGAAAUUAACAAAAACAACAGCAACCUAAAUUGAAACGGUGAAGUGACGUUAAAACUGCCAACAGUUUUACAUAAACAACAAAUACAAAUAAAAGCAAAAAAGUUAAUUUUUUUGCGCAAUUCUUCUGUUUUCUUAACGGUAUAUGGAAACUAUGACUUCAACACUGCUACAACAACACGCCACACAGACAGCAACAACCACAGCACAUCAUUAUCAACACCGCAGCCAUCAUCAUCCUCACAACCACCACAACCACAACCACAACCAACAGCAGCACCACCAUUUGCAUUCGCAUCACACAACGACGACGACCACACAAGCCGCUGCCGCAGCUACUGUCGCCGCCGCCGCCAUGGCGUGGUCAACGGAGAAGUUACGCUUCUCCUGCGUGGAUAAUAUUGGCUUGAGACAAUUGUGGAAAUUGAUUGCAUUGGAUAGCAGCAGCAGUAGAAACAAUAAUAACAAUAACAACAACAACAGUAUCACAACAAAUGGCGCUAAUAUUAAUGAGUGCGUCGCAAUGCAACACAGCAAGCACAACAACAAUGUGGAUACUGUACAACAAAUGCAAGAGAAUUGCCUUAGCAGCAAUAACAACAACAAUAAUAAUAAUGAGAAAAACGACUUUGAAAACUAUAUGAACGACUAUUUGAGUCAACGUGAUAUACUACCGCCUCAUCGCAUGUCAUUAUUGAAAUUUCUGGCCAUCAACGCGUUGGAAUUGAGUGCGCCCGCAACGCCCGCGCUGCUGGAACACAAUCAAAACAAUCAGCAUUUUAACGCCAACGUCAAGCCGCCAGGUUGGAUGCAAUUGUCCGGGCACCCAGAAAGCAUUGUCCCUACAACUGCCGGCAUUGUGCGCAAACGCGUCGCCAGUCUGGCCGACAAUGAGGUGCUCGCCUACAAGCUACUCACACAGGAGCCGCAAACAGCCAAAAUUGUGCCGCAAUUUUACGGUGCACAAGCAUUGAAUGGCGAAAACUUUAUCGAACUACAAGAUCUUUUGACCGGCUUCAAGGAUCCCUGUGUGAUGGAUAUUAAAAUGGGUUGUCGCACAUUUCUCGAAUCCGAAGUGACCAACAAGACGUUGCGUCCGGAUUUGUAUAAGAAAAUGGUCGCAGUCGAUCCAUUGGCGCCCACAGCCGAAGAGGAAUCGGUGCAAGCUAUUACCAAACUACGUUAUAUGCUUUUCCGCGAAUCGAUGUCAUCAUCACAAUCGAAAGGUUUUCGCAUCGAAGCGUUACGUCUACGCGGUCGUCCACCCGUUAAAGAUCUUAAGACGGUACGUAAUAGCGAUCAAAUUACACAAACUAUCGAACAGUUUCUCGGCGCAAAGCGUACGGUUACCAAGGAACUGAUCAAGCGGCUGAAACAUAUGCGUAUGGUGAUGGAGAAGUCGGCAUUCUUUCAGCGACACGAGGUGGUUGGCUCGAGCAUUUUCAUCGUUUACGAUGAUGAUAAGGUGGGCGCUUGGUUAAUCGACUUUGCCAAGUCGCGACCACUGCCAGCGGGUGUGAAUGUAAAUCAUCGCGCCACAUGGAUACCCGGUAACUGUGAGGAGGGCCUACUCAAAGGCAUGGAUGAGCUGAUCAAUGCCUUUGAAAAUGUUUAUGCGAGUCAUGGCAGUCGGAAAUGCUUACAAAUAUAAGGAAUUGCACAUAAUGCAAAAUGCAGCAGUGCUGCAGGCAAUUAGCAAAUAACUGUAAUUAAAUUAUAAUUGGUUGGUUAAAGAAGCGUUGACGUUUCUACUUUCAUAUUAGUGGGGGUAAAAAUAAUAUGAAAACGUAAAAUUCUACAUAAAACAUACAUGUAUCUUUCCUUAUUCGCGAAAAAUAUCCAUUGUAUAGUUUAAGUUUGUGUUUAUACUGCCAUAAGACUGAUUUGCAUUGCGUGCAUUUAAACGAACAUUUUCGCCACACCCACACAUACACCCAUAUUACCUAAUUCAUCACCACUACUUUAACGUAUAUUAUUAUUUACUUUACUUGCUGACAUUUGUAUUUUCCAUAUUGGAAAAAAGCCUUAAAGUAAAAAACAAAAACAAAAACAAAAAC